AUGAAUCUGAUAAUAUUGAAGUUGCUUUUAUUAUGUACAUUCAUAUGUGUGUGUCUCGCUAAUGGGGGCCGUCCCAUGGCAGAUGAAUACAUGAAAGAUGAGAAUAUUUAUGAGUUGAACCCGUCAAAUUUUGACAAAGUAAUACAUAAAUCGAACUAUACAUCGAUAGUGAAGUUUUAUGCCCCGUGGUGUGGGUAUUGUCAAAAGAUAAAGCCAGUUUAUCGCAAAUUAGGAAAGUAUUUACAUGAAGAUGGCCAAUAUGCUGUAAAUGUUGCUGCUGUGAACUGUGAUAACCCGUCUAACAGAGCACUUUGUUCGGAAUAUAGAAUUAGUGGGUUUCCCACUAUAAUGGUCUUCAGGCCUCCAAAGUACUCAGGUAAAAAAUCGAAGACAAAUCAAAAGCAUGUAGCGGAAACGUAUAAUGGAGAAAGAAGCUUAAAGGCUAUAACAUCGCAUGUUGCUUCGAGAGUCAAAAACUACGUGAAGUCAUUUCCAAAUUUGAAAAGCGAGCGAUUCAAGACAUGGUUGAAGUCUGAUGAGGACAUUAGUAAGGUGGUCUUAAUUGCGAAAUCGCAGUCGGUUAGCCUUUUGUAUAAGACAUUGGCAAUAGAUUUCCUUGGCUCAAUGAAAUUUGGAAUGAUAUCUGGUGUGACUUCUUCAGAUAUGAUGAAUGUAGAAGGCAAAGAUGUUGAAAUAAAGGAGGAAGAUUUGCCACAGUUGUUCGUUUACCAGUCUGGAACCUUUAUUAGAUACGAAAAACCGGAUAAAUUGAACAAAGCGCAUAUAACUGAGUGGCUUAUUAAAGUAACAGGCAACCAACCUCAAGAGGGCACCUUAUCAAAGAAAGAUAAAAAGUUUUACUCCAAAUAUAGAAAAGACAAAAGAGGAAAGAAAACUUCGCCACACGAUGAGCUAUAA
Messenger RNA from Priceomyces carsonii, 918 nucleotides. RefSeq names its product protein disulfide isomerase. Gene Ontology annotation, cellular component: endoplasmic reticulum lumen. Bases 1 to 918 code for a protein of 305 amino acids. The record is from RefSeq and is a predicted model, not a curated record. The transcript has a single exon. Gene Ontology annotation, molecular function: protein-disulfide reductase activity. Lineage: Eukaryota; Fungi; Ascomycota; Pichiomycetes; Serinales; Debaryomycetaceae. Gene Ontology annotation, biological process: response to endoplasmic reticulum stress.